AUGGGCAAACUGUUUCCAACUUGCGUUACCUCCAACAAUGACACCAUAUACAUGGCGGCAUACGCUACCGAAAUUGGAGCACUACCACCUAUCAUGCUACUCGUUCUCGUGAAAUCUGAGCAGCUUCCCCAAGAUCCCAGCAACAUCUCUUGGUCUGUUGUCAGCACUGUACCCCUCACUCAACUCGAUCCAUUCAACCCACCCGAACCCCGGGAACUCACACCCUCAAUCAGUACAGAGUGCUUUGUGGACGAUAAGGGCCUUUUCAUUAUGACUUCACAAUGUCUAUCGAACCUGUGGACUGUGCAGUACAACCCUAAAGCGACCUUACUCAACAACAGCAAAACGACUCAUGGGCGCAGCAACGACCACCCCGGAGAAUGGUCGAUGCUCGAUGCCAUCUCGGUCGGUAUUGGACAUCCAUUUCCUCACGCUCAAUUUCUAAACACAAAGAGUACAGUCUACGGCAAUGAGACUCUUUAUCAAGUACGCUAUAUUCCUCAUAGGAAUGACUCACUGCUUACACCUCCCGUUAUUGAUGUUGGGCCAAUGGAGAAAAACAAUCGCACUGCCAUCGACAGCCGCCCAGUAUUGCUGGACCAAGUCAACGGCAGCAUUUACAGCCUGAAGAUCCGCGACGAUAAUAUCUACGCGGUCUUUGAUACGGCUCUAGGGAAUUCGUAUCCAUAUACCAACUCAACAUCGCCCCGCUAUAAUAAGACGUUAGCGGUGUACCCAUUCUCAUCUUCGGUGAUUUUUAACAGCACUGUCAGUCCGAACAGUACGCUCAAUCCUGCAUUCACUUUACCCUGGGAUCUGGAUUGCUCGUACGAUUAUCUAGACGGAACGGCAGUUUCUGCAAUAGCAAGCGGUCGACUCUAUUACCUCUGUUCGCUUGUUGCUCUUUUUUGA
Messenger RNA from Gamsiella multidivaricata, 912 nucleotides. RefSeq lists its product as uncharacterized. The transcript has 3 exons. Bases 1 to 912 code for a protein of 303 amino acids. The record is from RefSeq and is a predicted model, not a curated record. Lineage: Eukaryota; Fungi; Mortierellomycota; Mortierellomycetes; Mortierellales; Mortierellaceae.